CUUGGUGACAGAGAUCCAGAGGUUCCGGACAGUGGCCGACGCAACGAAGCCGGGCAGUGCAGCGACUGCAGAGCGGCAGACGGUCAGAUCCCGGCUACAGGCUCCCAGGUCCUUGGUCCUCGAGUGUAGGAGCAGGGCCGACCUCUGCUUCGGUGGGCAAAAGCGGCCGCAGAGACCCCAAUGUUUUCUCCCACUCACCCAGGUGGAGUCAGUUUGAGUCCAGUACACUUACAAGCAAUAGCUGGGAGCCCUGUAAGAGAAUGAGUGAGAGGGACUUUCGGAGCUGGAGCACAGGAGUCUGUCUUUUGGUGCUCUGCUUGGCCACACUGUGGGCACGGCUGGCAUUUGCUUCAUCACAUCCUCGGACUCACACAGUACAUGUGGAACCUGGCACUUGUGAAGUGAUUGCUGCCCAUCGAUGCUGUAACCGGAACCGAAUUGAGGAGCGAUCCCAGACAGUCAAAUGUUCCUGCUUCCCAGGCCAGGUGGCAGGGACCACUAGGGCAAAACCCUCCUGUGUGGAUGCUUCCAUUGUCCUGCAGAAGUGGUGGUGUCAGAUGCAGCCCUGUCUGCCUGAGGAAGAGUGUAAAGUGCUCCCAGACCUGUCUGGAUGGAGCUGUAGCAGCGGGAACAAAGUCAAAACCACCAAGGUCACACGAUAGCCCUUGAGGACAUAUUCUGGCCUGGAGAGGAACAAUGGAACCAUGAGCCAAAGAAGGCUUGAGAGGAACCAGGGUCCUAGAAGAUGGGAAUAAUUGGAAACUCUUGGGUGGACCUGCCUCAUCAGAAUUACAAAGCAAUGGAAACACUGUCCUCUGGUGGACCUGAACAUCAUUGCAAUGUCCUCUUUCCCAGGGGUAUUUCCAUUAAGCAAGCAACAAGGGUUUCCAUAAUAUCCUCUGUGGAGAUCUCUGUGCUAAGUGAAGACAUAUAAGACAUAAUUCCUGUCCUGAGGGAGCGUACAGUCUAGCUGGAGAGACCAGACACACACAGAAAACUGUCAGAG
Molecule: messenger RNA, 1006 nt
Organism: Trichosurus vulpecula (common brushtail)
Lineage: Eukaryota; Metazoa; Chordata; Mammalia; Diprotodontia; Phalangeridae
Gene: TAFA3
Product: TAFA chemokine like family member 3
Exons: 6
Coding region: 261-662 (133 amino acids)
Molecular function (GO): receptor ligand activity
Source: RefSeq, a predicted model, not a curated record